Aspergillus chevalieri is the source of this 462-nucleotide messenger RNA. RefSeq lists its product as uncharacterized. Lineage: Eukaryota; Fungi; Ascomycota; Eurotiomycetes; Eurotiales; Aspergillaceae. The transcript has a single exon. Bases 1 to 462 code for a protein of 153 amino acids. The record is from RefSeq and is a predicted model, not a curated record.
AUGGCGAGGCCCCAACAGGCGCCCCAUCGAGCCCGGGCUCGGGCGGUCCAUAUGUUCCCCGGGGCCGGUCGGAUCCUAGAGCAGGGUGGGAACCCCGGCAGUUAUCGGGCCACAGAGGGGCGUGGGGUGAGCCCCGGAGAUCAGCCCACAGCCGGGCAUGGGGUGAGCCCCGAGCAUGUGGAAGAAGCAGAGGAGACUGGCAAUGCAGGCAGCACCGAGCCGGCAUGGAUGAUGAGCCCAAUGGAGCGUGCCUGCUUGGAGUUUUGCAUUGAGCUGCUCAACCAGCGCCACCGUGCCCAUGAAUAUGAAAGCCCCCUUGUGUGUGCCAUGGCGGUGCUCGGCUGGGGGAGACUGGGUGGCGUGAUCCCGACAGUUACCCCCCAUUUUAUCGCGGAUGAUUGUGACGGCUCAGCUCAGUGCUUUCAUGAACAUUCAUUGUCAGCAUGGCAAACAAUGCCAUGA